Molecule: messenger RNA, 377 nt
Organism: Amorphotheca resinae ATCC 22711
Lineage: Eukaryota; Fungi; Ascomycota; Leotiomycetes; Helotiales; Amorphothecaceae
Exons: 3
Coding region: 93-377 (94 amino acids)
Source: RefSeq, a predicted model, not a curated record
CUCGCACCCCAUCGAGCAAUUGAACCCGCAACGAGCCGCGCAAAGUCUCAAUUAGAAGAUCGGAGAAGAAGACUCUGAGAAGGGAAGACAACAUGUCCGGCAAAUACGCUUUUUCGCAGGCGCUGAAGGAGGUGCGGUUCCUGUUCUGCCAGACGGGCGAGCACAGCGGUCCUACGAGAUCUUUCCUGGCGCGCGCAUACCCGAUCAUGAAGAAGAACAACCCAAACAUUCCAAUCAUGUUACGAGAGGCUGCUGGCACACAACCGAAAGUAUACGCUAGAUACGAAUUCGGAGUGGAGAAGAGCGAGUCGUUAGUAGGGCUGUCGGAUAAGGAGAUCGAGGAUAAGGUUGCAGGGUUGGUUAAGCCCGGUGUAUGA